GGCGGAUGCUAAGCUAGAUUCAUGACGUCUCUGUUUCCUGUAAACAUGAUUAAAACAUCAACCAACCAUGGCUGAAUCCUUGUUAAUAUAAAGACACUGGAUAGACAAAAUGCGACGGCGGAAGAAAAGUGUUACGAUCAAUUUCUUCAGCAUUAUGUCCGAGAUAUCCGAAGAAACAGAAGAAUUACUGUUGGCUGAAGACAGAAUCUCAGAGAGAUCAUCAACGUCAAACUGCAGCAAGGAGGCAGAAAAGGAAAAACGGACGUCAGAAAAAGUAAAACACGAAUCGGACACGUCCGAGUCCGAAUUGUCCUCAGACGAAAAUAGUAAUUCAUCCACAAGUACGGAAAAAAGGAAAUACACCCAAAAUGAUGUUCUGGAAGAGUCGUCUGCAAACCCGCUCAUUGAUAAACCGGAAGCAACUAACGAUCCUCUGGCAGGGAUGGAAAUGGAUAAUUUCGAAAUGGAUUUUUCGGAGUCCUGCCCUCCUCCUUGUGAUGCAAGUAAGCGAUUUGAAAUCUUGGUGAAUUGUACAGUGGCGUCGGAUCAGCUAGGAUUGUCUGGGACGUAUAAUCUUCACGUGCGGCCGGAAUCUCUGGAUUUAGAAGAUUGUGACACAUUAAAAACAGUGCAUAGCUGGAAAUAUGAUCAUAUUAAGAGAUUUGGCUAUAAGAAAUCAACAAAUGACUUUUUAAUGGUAGUGGGACGACGGAACAAAUUCGGAAACGGUGUGUUUGAAUUCCACGUAAUGGGAGACCCAAGACAGAUCAUAGAUUCAUUACAAAAUAAGCCAGGUUGCUCUCUGAGGCUGCUGGAUAGUGCCAAAAGAAUAAGUAGCAGGAUAUAGCUCUAAAAGAUGUUAAAUACACAAACAUGAACAUCCCCGCACACAAGAGAGAAAUAAGAUUUUGAUUGGCUGAAAGCACAUUAUGAUAUUGCUUAACAACCACGAUUUUAUUUUUGUUGCAUGUAACAUUUAAGGAAAAAACUUAUAACCUUUUGAUUAAAAAUGUUGAACAGAUUCAUGUUUAUAUCAUAUCCUUGUUUGAAAUUUGAUUCACAUUAAUUAUUAUAGAUCUAUGUUUUUAUCCACACAAAAUCAGUUAACAUCCAAUGAAAUUCAAAUGAUACGAUAUCAACAAAUUAAGCGUUGCUUUUUUUCCGACAUCCUCUUUUCUCCACGUAAAUUUAAGUAGAUUUUGCGUAAAUCUACAUAAAAUACGGUGCUAUUAUUAUGUUAAUAUGUUGUUAGUUUAAUUAUGCUGGUUUGUAAGUGCUGGAUAGGGUUCUCAUGUCGUAUAGGGAAAUAUUUCAGGAAGAUCCUCAUGGUUUAUUAUAUAAAAAUACCCAUUUUCAUCAACAGACCCUCAAAAGACAGACAUUAUCAAUUAGUGUCUGAGAGAGAGGGAGAGAGAGUUCAUGCAAUAUUUCAUUGUGGAUCAUACAUUUUCACUCUUUUUUUAUCCCUAUGUUUCUAUAUUCUUGUAUUAGAUUUUAUUGAGACAACGUACAAAAUGGUGAAGUUGAUCAUUAAAUUUAAUUUUAAAGGAAA
Saccostrea cuccullata (small rock oyster) is the source of this 1552-nucleotide messenger RNA. RefSeq lists its product as uncharacterized. Bases 110 to 847 code for a protein of 245 amino acids. The transcript is spliced from 4 exons. NCBI's taxonomy places the organism in Eukaryota, Metazoa, Mollusca, Bivalvia, Ostreida, Ostreidae. The record is from RefSeq and is a predicted model, not a curated record.